AUGCCGAAAGAAGUCAAGCAAAAGUCAGGCCUCAUCGUUGGCAUUAACGCCGGCCACAAGGUCACCCCAAGGACUCCUGCUCCCAGGAUCUCUAGGAGGAAGGGUUUCCUGUCCAAGCGCACUGCUUUCGUCCGUGAGAUCACCAAGGAGGUUGCUGGUCUUGCCCCCUACGAGAAGCGCAUCAUUGAAUUGCUCCGAAACUCCAAGGACAAGCGUGCCCGUCGUCUGGCUAAGAAGAGGCUCGGUACCUUCGGCCGCUCAAAGAGAAAGGUCGACGAGAUGACCAAGGUCAUUGCCGAGUCGAGGCGCGCGGGUCACUAAACGGUUUCAUGAUGUGCGGUGGAUGUAGCAAACACGG
This is a messenger RNA of Bipolaris maydis ATCC 48331, 358 nucleotides long. RefSeq names its product 60S ribosomal protein eL36. NCBI's taxonomy places the organism in Eukaryota, Fungi, Ascomycota, Dothideomycetes, Pleosporales, Pleosporaceae. The record is from RefSeq and is a predicted model, not a curated record. Gene Ontology annotation, biological process: cytoplasmic translation. Gene Ontology annotation, molecular function: structural constituent of ribosome. Gene Ontology annotation, cellular component: ribosome; cytosolic large ribosomal subunit.